GCAUAAGCUUAUCUGAUGGAGCAUCCAGAAAAGAAAAGAAAGAAGGAACAACCAACAAAACUAGCGAACCAUCAGCAGCAAUCAAAACCUCCAUUCCAAGCAUCAACAAGAAAGAAAACAGCAGGAGGCACCCAAAACAAAACAAGAAGCAGACCAGGCUCCAGCAAGCCCAAGCAGCAACAGGUCAAGACAAACACUAGGAACACGCCACAUGCCCAUAGGUGGAAGGUCCAGCAAGCAGAAAUGCAGCAAAGGGAGAGAAUCCUCCACAGGUGGAACACCCAACAUGUGUUACAACAUGGCCCUGUAAGCUUGCCCACAUAGUGAUACAAAGCACAAGCCAACCCCGGCAAGCAGAACAACCAACAACAACAAACAAACAGCACCCACACAGCACGAAACCCG
Messenger RNA from Ilex paraguariensis (yerba mate), 405 nucleotides. NCBI's taxonomy places the organism in Eukaryota, Viridiplantae, Streptophyta, Magnoliopsida, Aquifoliales, Aquifoliaceae. The record is from the annotation of a GenBank genome assembly.